AUGGACGACUACGCCGGUCUGUCGGACUCGGAGCUGGUCGCCGUGCUGCGCCAGUACAACAUUCCACACGGACCCGUCGUGGGCUCCACUCGCAAGCUCUACGAGAAGAAGAUCUACGAAUACGAGACCCAGAGACGGAGACUGUCACCCCCGAGUUCGUUCUAUCGGUUCUCCGAUUUGGAUUCAACGUCUGCGGAGUCGGAUAAGUACGAUCUGCCCAAGAAAGAGGACGCCUUGCUAUACCAGAGCAGGGGCUACAAUGACGAUUACUACGAGGAGAGCUACCUGAGCACCAGGACCUACGGGGAGCCCGUGGCUUCGUCCUCGGACACCGACACCUUCCACCGGCAGGUGCCCGAAGACCAUCUCUUCACUUCCUCCUCCGAGGAGGGCAAGGCUCGGGAACGCCCCCUGUAUGGCCGCGACAGCACCUACCAGAGCAUCGCGCACUACCGGCCGCUCUCCAGGGACACCCUGGGCCUGCCCUGUUACCCCAGCACCUCGUCUACCUCCUCCGACUCCUCGGCCCCGUACUCCCGGCCCUCUUGGCUCGCCCGCCGGGCCAUUCGGCCAGAAAAGCCGGCCCCGGGGGCAGGCGUGGGGGACCACCGCCAGGUCCCGCUCUGGGGCCAGCUGCUCCUGUUUCUGGUCUUUGCCGCCUUCCUGGUCUUCGUUUACUACUCGAUGCAGGCGGAGGAGGGCAACCCUUUCUAG
This is a messenger RNA of Orycteropus afer afer, 714 nucleotides long. RefSeq names its product emerin (gene EMD). The transcript has 6 exons. Gene Ontology annotation, cellular component: nuclear envelope. Lineage: Eukaryota; Metazoa; Chordata; Mammalia; Tubulidentata; Orycteropodidae. Bases 1 to 714 code for a protein of 237 amino acids. The record is from RefSeq and is a predicted model, not a curated record.